Dermatophagoides farinae (American house dust mite) is the source of this 1948-nucleotide messenger RNA. RefSeq lists its product as uncharacterized. NCBI's taxonomy places the organism in Eukaryota, Metazoa, Arthropoda, Arachnida, Sarcoptiformes, Pyroglyphidae. The record is from RefSeq and is a predicted model, not a curated record.
UUGAAUGGUUAACACCAGAAUAUAGUAUGUGUCAUCCGUUUUUUUUUCGUUUUCAUCACCAUGGAAACUGAAAAAAACAAAUCGAAAUCGAAAUUCAUCACCAACACACACACACACUGUUGUGUUGUAUCAGGUUAUUCCACCCUAUUAUGAUUGACAUUUGAUCCAUUUAUAUUAAUAAUAAUUAGUGGCACUAAAUUCAAAUAAUCAAUCGAUUGAUUUGAUUGACAGAAAAGAAGACAGAAUGUUACGUCAUAAAUCAACACCAUGUUUAUUAGAAUUGGCUAAAUCAUCAACAACAACAACAAUGACGACAACAGCGGCAGCAUCAGCAGCAGCAAUGAAUCAAAUAAAUUACCAUCGUCAUCGUGGUAAUGAUCUUCAAGAUCGUUAUCAUUAUCUACAAGAACAACAUCAACAAUUAAAACGUGAAACAAAUGAUGCACGUGAUCAAAUAAGAAAAUUAAAUACACGAUUAUCACGUUUAUUGAUGGAAAAGAAACGUUUAUUGAAAAAUGUUAAAUCUGAACAUGAAAUAAUGAUUGAAGAACAAAUGUUUGAAUUAGAACAACAAUUACGACAAAAAGAACAACAAAAUGAACGACUUCGUGAACGUCUUAAAUUAAUGUAUCAUACGACAAUCGUUGGUGAUCAUCAUCAACGGCUCAAAUCAUCACCAUUGCCAGCGAAAUCGAUUCGUGCCACAAGUGCCUAUUCAAAUGUUCGUUCACGUACAGAUUCUGGUUUAGGUUUCUAUUUUCGUCCAUUAAAUCUUAACCAAUCAUCAUCAUCGGCAUCGAAGAUGGCCCAAUCUUCUAGACGUUCUCGUUCACAAACGGAUCGUUCAGUAAAAUUUCAGGAACCACCAGUAGAAAAAAUUUCUGAAAAUUUUUCCACUAAUGAUGAAGAAAUAUCAUUAAAAACUGCCAUAAUAUUGAUACAGGAAGCAAAAGCUGAAAUUAUACGAUUAGAAUCAAUUAUUGAACAACAGCAACGAAUAAUUGAUUCAUUUAAUCAAAAUGAUUCAAUAAUUACCAAUGAUCCAGAAUCCAUGAUGAUUAUGACUACGACGACGACGACGACAACAACAACUCAAACAGCAACAACAGCGGCAACAUCAUCUCCGAAUAGUGAUGGUAAUGAUAAUCAAACUAUCGAUUCAUUGUGGUUGAAAUAUCAAAAAAUUGUAAAUAAUAAAGAACAUUUUCAACGUAUUUCGUUGGAAUGUCAACAGCUUUUCGAACGAUUAUAUUCAGCAUUGAAACAGGAACGACAAAAAUGUGAUCAAUAUCGUGUUCGAUUACGACAGCAGCAGGCGGAACAAGAGAUGUCGAUGGCCGAAUCAUCCACCAUAUAUCAACAACAAUCAUCAGCGAUCAUAUCGAUGGAAAAGGAUAAAAUUAUUGAAACAUUACGAAAAGAAAAUUUAAUUCUACAAAAUUCAUUGAAACAAUGUAUGGAUCAAUGUAUUUCGAUUCCAAAUAAUGAUGAUGACAUGAAAUCGGUGAAUGUAAAUCAACAACAAAUGUCCAUAUCGAUUAAUGAACAAAUUCAACAAAUAUGGUAUGAUAAACGAAAUCGAUAUGAAAAACAGAUUAUUGAAUUGAAUGAAAAAAUUGAUGAAUUAAACAAUGAUCUUUAUCGACAACAACGUAACAAUGAAUCAUUGAGGAUACGAUAUGAAAAUCUAGAACAAUUGAAUGAAAAUGAUCAGCUUAAAAUUGUACAUUUAGAGGAAAAAAUUUCCAGAUUAACAGAGAUUUUAUUUCGUGAUUUGGAUAAUAAAAUUAUUGAUGAUGAUGAUGGUAGACAAAAUAAAUUGAAUCAUCAUCAUGAUACGACAUUUAUGAAUGGAUCCACUAAAACACGUGAUGAUUACGAUGAUGAUGAUGAUGUUGAUGGUGUUGACAUUAUUCAUGAUUCGAAAUUAUGAUGAUGAUAAUGGAAA